AUGAGCGAUGAUGAGGAGAAUCCUAAUUCUAUUCUUGUCGUUGGGAAAGCAGGGAUUGGGAAAUCUCUGUUUUGCCAAAAGAUUGUUCGCGAUUGGGCGAAGAAUGAAUUAUUUAAGGAACGAGAAAACACUAAAGUUCUCAGUUUGAAUUGUGUGUAUUUGCUUUCUUUCCGUCAAUUGAAUUUGUUUCAAAAUAACUAUGUGACUUUAAGAGAAAUCUUAACCUUUUCGUCGCUACUGGAUGACAACUCUAACACUGAUGACUUUACGUUUGAGUACAUUGUAAAGCAUCCCAAGGAGGUUAUGAUCAUCUUGGACGGCUAUGAUGAGUAUUCACAGCAAGACUACAUCGCUGGAAACUUAGAAGAGCAUCCCAACGACGCUAGACGUAAAAUGCCGGUGGCCGCAUUAUGUUCAAAACUCAUCGAAGGGAAAAUCCUAAAAGGGGCUUACGUCUCGAUUACCUCGCGGCCUGAUAAAUCGGACAAGUUGGGAGGAAUCCGUUUUAAACGGUACGUGGAAAUUGCGGGAUUUUCGCCAGAACAGGUCAAAGAGUACAUUGAAAAGUACCUCAAUAAAAACGAAGAGAUAAAGAACGCUGUGCUUGAACACGUCAUGAACAAUGCCAACCUUGUCAGUUUUGCUCAUAUUCCUAUGCCCUGUUAUCUGUUGUGCUUUGAGAUGGAGUAUACCCUAAGCGAAUCAGGAAAUCCUCAUGACCUUCCUGUCUCAACAACCGACCUUUACACUACUGUAUAUUUUUGUCAUAUUCUGCACAGGUUAUCCACCAGUUCAUCAUAG
Messenger RNA from Stylophora pistillata, 801 nucleotides. RefSeq lists its product as uncharacterized. The record is from RefSeq and is a predicted model, not a curated record. Lineage: Eukaryota; Metazoa; Cnidaria; Anthozoa; Scleractinia; Pocilloporidae.